AUACGCUUGGGUGUGAUGCGGGACUAUAAAUAAUAUUGUGACCUCGUUCGACCGUUGUUUCUCUGUGACAUUCAACGUUAUUUCGUAGCAUUCCGAGCGCUCAGUUCUCCUUCGCAAAAUGGCAGUUUAACGUGCAGCGGCUUAUCCAGCAGCGGCAACAACCCGGCAGUGCAACGGUCAAGCACUGGCUUUUUUACGCAAAAUGGCUUCUCUCAAACCAACCACCCUCAGCUCUGCUGUUGUCUACCACAGCACGAUAUCACCGUUCCCCCUAACGACGACAACGUCCGAAGACUCUCUGUUAUCCCGUUAUAGUACCCUGUUACUGUUGACAGCCACCAGAAGAAGCAGUCAUGUCCCUGUUGACUUCCCAACUGGUCUUGGAGGACGUUGGGGCCCUGUUACUGGACAACUGGUUUCUGACGGCUGACCCCAUGGGGCCCCGUCUGGACCAAGAUGAAGAGGAUGAUCUACCCCCCUCUCUCUCCUCCUUCUCUUCUUCUCUCUCUCUCUCCAACUCUUCUGCCUCUUCCCUCUCUCCCUCUUCUUUGUUUAGUUUGUCUCCUUCCCCCUCCCAUCUCUCGUCCUCCGACUCCCUGCCUCCAUCCCCUCAUCCCUCGUUCCUGGGGAGCAGCAAGGCCGGCUCCGGGGUAGAGGACCACCUGAUGCCGUUGACUCCGUGGCUGGACUCUAGCGAGCUGCUCCAUGCCCACAUGGGAACAAACGUCUGCAGAGAUACAUUUUCGGGCAUGGACUGGAUGGCUGAGAAGAUAGACCUGAGUGACUUUGACCUGGACUCUCUGAUUGGCUCCUGUUGUUCCGACGCCCCGCCCAGUUCCCCCGAGGAUCUCCUGGCCUCCCUGGAGACCCGAAUGGACCUAGACCUGAUGGACCCCUUCACCGCCCCAAUCCCUGCCCCACACGAGGUGCUCUCCCUGGGCAUCCCUCUGGCCGACCUCCCCUCCCUGGAGCUCCCUGAAGAAGAGGUAGGGGAUGAGGUCAGAGGUCCUGUGGUGACGGUUCAGGAUCAAGAGGUCAUGGUGAAGUCUGAGCCACAGUCUCCAGCACCCCUCUCCAUGGGGUAUACACUCGAGCUGGGGAGCGAAGUGGACGUUGAUGUCUUGGAAGUCAAGACCACCCACACUCCAACUACCAUCAUCUCUGAGCCCAGCAACAGCCUCCAGACCACCGCCCCUAUCGUCCUCUCCCUCCUGCCCUCAGGUCACUUCGUGGUGGUCCUCUCCCCUAAAGAGGAGCCAACCAUCCUCCCCACAUCAACCCUCUCAGCCUCCAGUAGCUGUGAUGACCAGUCUGAUGACAGCGACUCCGGCAUCGACUCUGUAUCCGGCUCCCCUCCUCACCACCCAUCUCCCUCUCCUUCUCCCUCCAUAGCCGGGUCCUCCAGGACCAAACCUUACUCCAAACCUGAACCUGAGACUACAUCCCCCACAACCCUCAGCGGCAAGGUCAAAUCAGUAUCCGGGGCACCCAAGGUCGUGGAGAAGAAGCUCAAGAAGAUGGCGCAGAACAAGACGGCAGCGACACGUUACCGACAGAAGAAGAAGGGCGAACAGGAAGUGCUGAGUGCGGAGUGUUCCGAGCUGGAGCAGAGGAACCGUGAGCUGGCAGAGAAGGCUGACGGCAUCAGCAGAGAGAUCCAGUACCUCAGAGAUCUGAUGGAGGAGGUCCGCUCAGCGAAGAACAGGAAGAAGACCACUGUUAGUGUGGCGUAGUCAAUGGAAAUUAUGGAUAGAAGGGGAAUGCAUAGAAUGAGAUCCAGUACCUUGUGGAGGAGGGGCUACGUCCUGGUUGUCCACCCUUCUACCAAAGUGUACAUUUGCAUACUUGCAGUCUAUGAUGGGAAGUGUGCAUUUGCAUACUUUGGGAGAAGAUUAGAGAAUGGAGAAGGCAGUCUGGUAAUGGCUAGAAAGAUGAUAGAAAAGUUGAUGAGAUUAUUAUCAGGGGGAGAAGAUGCGGGACUGAUUUUAGUCAGGCGGAGCAUCAGUCAUGCUGGUCUGUUCUGUAUGAACCCUAUUACAGUGUUACACUGGUAUACAUACACAUUAUUAAACACACACACACAAGUGUUGUAUGGUAUUGUCUUGACUAGGCCAUGGCUACUGCGUAGGUAGGAAAAUGUAGAAUUACGACAAAGACAAAUUAGUAUGGCCACACUUACCAAGAUCCAACCCAUAACCUUCCCCAAAAAUACUCCAGUUUCAAAGACCAGUUACAACAACCCCCCCCCCAACUGUCACCCUACUGUUACUCUUACCCCACUCACCCCUUACCUUCCCCCUUUUUUCUCGUUACCCCACUACUCUUUGACAUCCUCUAUGCAGCUUUAGUCCAGAAAGGGGCCUCGCCCUGUGACAGGUUUUUAAUUGUUACACUGAAUUCCCUCUGUCACAAUGUUAUGUUUGGUAUGUAUAUAUCUUCACCUGAACUCUACUCUGGCUUCAUCAGGGUUCUAUUUAACGCUGGGUAGUAGGAAACCAUCCAUCUCCUAGACUGUCCUAGACCUAGUUGGCAACUCUAGUGUAGCUUUAAGCUACAUGUUUGUUUGGCUUGUAUAAAUGCUUUGCUAUUGUUUACUAUUAAAGCUCCUUAUUGAAUCUCAA
Messenger RNA from Oncorhynchus mykiss (rainbow trout), 2621 nucleotides. RefSeq names its product activating transcription factor 4a (gene atf4a). Gene Ontology annotation, molecular function: RNA polymerase II transcription regulatory region sequence-specific DNA binding; DNA-binding transcription activator activity, RNA polymerase II-specific. NCBI's taxonomy places the organism in Eukaryota, Metazoa, Chordata, Actinopteri, Salmoniformes, Salmonidae. The record is from RefSeq and is a predicted model, not a curated record. Gene Ontology annotation, biological process: regulation of transcription by RNA polymerase II. Gene Ontology annotation, cellular component: ATF1-ATF4 transcription factor complex; nucleus; ATF4-CREB1 transcription factor complex.